CUAAAGGGAAUCAUUAUCAUCAUCAAUUAUUCUAUCCUAGAUCAUGUGAGAAAAGCUUGUCACUGACAGACUGUUUUUGCUUUUGCUUUGCUAAAUUUUUCCUCCAAGUGGUGUGGUUCUUUCAUUUAGUCUUCUAGUGACUUAGUUAGGCAUUUCUGAGUUGUUGCCAACCUCAUCAUUUCUUUCCUUAAUUUCUUCAUCUUUUUUCCAUUUCCAUUUCUUAAGGACUGGGAGCUGCCACUUUGUUUUUCAAUCCACAAUAAUCAUUAUGGCCACCCAAACUCUUGAUUCCCAUCAAACUUCUACAACAGAUGAGGAAACGGAGAAGAUCAACAGUGAAUCAGUAAAAGUAGCGGAACAAAUACAUUUCUCUUCACCACAAGAAACUGUAGAAGAUGACAGGGAGAAAGGUAGGGCUGACAACUUACAUGUUCCAAAUAGUACUUUGUCGACAUCCGAAGAAAAGGCAGUGGAUAUUCAAGCUGAGCCUCCUGCUAUUGAGAACAAACAAAUAGAUGAAACUUCUGUUGUUAAUCUUCCAGUUCAUGACAAUGUGCAGUUGGAAAAAGAAUCUACUUCGGUCUCAGAGGUGGAAAUCGCUACUGCUACCAAUGAGACCCUACAUGAGGAAAGGCCAUCGGUUGAACCAGUUGCAGGAGAAGCAAUAGAUCUGCCAGUAAUUGCGUACUUGGAAAAAAGUAUAAAGGAGUUUGAUACAGCUGACAAUGGCAAGAGCCCACCAGAGGAGCAACCAACUAAAGAAGUCAUAGAAAGAGAGGCUUUGGAGGUACCAGCAGAGGCAACCACGCAAAAAGUAGAAGAACAACCAUCAGAGGCUGUGAGCCUUCCAAAACUACAAGACGAAUCAUCAAGCAAUAUCGUUUACAGUGAAGAAAAAGAGGAACCAAGUGCCCACGUACAAUUUGUAACAGAAGUUGCAGAAAAAGUGGAAAUGAAUUCUGAGGAAGCAGAAGAGAAUAAGCCAAAGAUUAGUGAUAAUACAAUAUUAUCAGUAGUGGAAAACUUUAGUAAGGGCCCAACAGAUGCAGAAGAGGAACCGGUGACAGAAUGCGUCAGUGUAGAGAAGGAGGCAGACAAGGAACCAGAGACUGAUAUUCCAAAAGAACCUGCUGAACUACCAAAGAAAGAAGCUCCGGCAAUUGAGGUAGUUCCACUGGAAGAACUAAUCGAGAGGGUUGCAAAAGAAAAUCUUGAAAGAGUUGAAACUCCAACAGACAAAGGGCAGCCAGUUGAACUUCAUCCAUUCAAAGCGUUGGAAGAAGUGAUAGCAAAAGAAAUUAGCAUACCCACAGAAGUUCCCAAAGAUAAGCAACAGGGAUCUGAAAUUGACGCAGAGCAAGAAUCAAGAGAACUGAUAGAAACAAAGAUCAGGGAAUCUGUUGAAGUUUCCCAUGAAAGUGAAUUUCUAGUUGAAGUUCAUCAAGCGAAAGAACAAGUAUUGAUAGAAAAAGAAAUAAACGAAUCCUUUGAACCUCCAAAGAAUAAGGAGCAAUCAGAUGAAGCUAUUUCCCAAAAAGAAGCUGUAGAAGUCACAAAAAAUGAGGUUGGCUUAUCCUUUGAACCUCCCAAGAACGAUGAGCAAGCAUAUGAAGGUUUUUCAUCAACAAAAUCUGGAGAAGUGAAGGAAAAAGAGACCAAUGAUUCCACAUUGGAUUUUGAAGAAGUCGAGAAACAAGAAAAAGAGGUCAUUCAAGUAAAAGAUGGUAUAAAAGAGAUACCUGAAGUAACCAAACAUGUCCAGGACACUUAUGUUGAGGCUGAAGCUGUGAUAGAUGAAAAGCCAUUGGCACCUACAGACAACACUGACCUACCAAGUGAAGGGAAAGUCCAGAAAGAAGAACAACCAGUCGAGGUUGUUGCCGAAAAAGAACCAAUUAAGAUGUUUGCAAUAGAAGAUAUUGAAACAGUUGAGCUGCCGAUGGAAAAGAAGGAGUCAGUAGUGAUAGAAAAAGAGAUAAAUGAAGAUGUUGAAACAGAUGAGCCACAAAUAGAAAAUAAGCAGCCAGUAGAGGUAGGAAAGGAGAUAAGUGAAGAUAUUGAAAUAAUUGAACCACCAAUAGCGGUUGCAAAAGAGAUAAGUGAGGUGAUCACAAAAGAAGUUACUCAAAAGGUUGAGCCUUCAACAGAAACCCAACCGUUGGAAGUGAUAGCAAAAGAGAUAAGCGAGGUGGUCGCAAAGGAAGUUACGGAAAUAUUUGAAACUCCAACAGAAAAAGAGCAACCACUAGUGACGACAGAAGAGACAAGUGCAUCUAUUGAGCCUCUCAAAAACAAGGAGCAGCCAAAUGAAGUUAUUUCUGAGAAAGAAUUAGUGGAAGUUAUAGCACAAGAGGUUUGUGCACCCUUUGACCCUCCUACGAACAAGGAGCAGGCAGAUGAAGGGUUACUGGUGUCAGAAUCGGGUAAAAGACCAGAUGAGGACCAUCCAACAAAAGAAUUUGACGGUGUAGACAAGGAAUCAAGGGGGAAACCAGACACAACAAAUGAAGUUAUUUCUGAGAAAGAAUCAGUGGAAGUUAUAGCACAAGAGGUUGCACCCUUUGACCCUCCUAAGAACAAGGAGCAGGCAGAUGAAGGGUUACUGGUAUCAGAAUCGAGUAAAAAACCAGAUGAGGACCAACCAAUAAAAGAAUUUGUCGGUGUAGACAAGGAAUCCAGGGAGAAACCAGACACAACUUAUGUUCCAGACUUAUUUGUUGAACCUCCCAAGAAAGAAGUGCAUCCAAUUGAGGUUCUUACAGUGGAACAACGAGUAGAAGUUAUCACAGAAGAAAUUAAUAUAACAACUGAACCCCCAACAGAAAAUGGGCAGCCCAUUGAAGUUCACCCACCAAAAGGAUUAGAAGUGGAAAAAGAAACUUCCGAAAGAAAAGAAUUUUCUGAGGACAAGGAACAAACAGUUGAAGUACAGUCAGUACAAGAAUCAAAGGAAGUGAUAGCAGAAAAUAUAGUUGAAUCUGUAGAACUUCCCAAGGGGAGUGAAUUGCUCAAUGAAGUUCAACCAGUGAAAGAAUUAGAAUUUUCUGAGGACAAGGAACAAACAUUUGAAGUGCAGUCAGUACAAGAAUCAAAGUAAGUGAUAGCAGAAAAUAUAGUUGAAUCUGUAGAAAUUCCCAAGGGGAGUGAAUUGCUCGAUGAAGUUCAACCAGUGAAAGAAUUAGAAGUCAUGGUAAAAGAUAAUAGUGCAUCCAUUGAACCUCCCAAGAAUGAGGAGCAACCAAAUGAAGCUCCACAUGUGAAAGAAUCAGAAGUUAUAGCAAAA
This is a messenger RNA of Cucumis sativus (cucumber), 3283 nucleotides long. Its product is annotated as fibrous sheath CABYR-binding protein. The record is from RefSeq and is a predicted model, not a curated record. The transcript is spliced from 2 exons. NCBI's taxonomy places the organism in Eukaryota, Viridiplantae, Streptophyta, Magnoliopsida, Cucurbitales, Cucurbitaceae. Bases 269 to 3097 code for a protein of 942 amino acids.